CAAGACGCCACCGCGACACUGCCUUGCGCCAGGCACCGGCAAUUGCUCCCCCCCGUUUCCGCAAUGGCCGAGGACAGAGGAACAACAAUGACCAGCAAUGACACAGACAGGAGGCAUGGCUUUCGUGCGUCUGCCCCCCCCUGUCGGCGCCUCGGGCGCCGCUCCCUGGCGCGCCAAGGGGAGGGGUGUGGAUGGAGUGCCGGCCCCAGAAAUCCGCGGACCUCUGAGUUGUUGUGUCAACCUCGUACUCAUGUUCGUCCUGAGGAGCCAGAGAAGGCCGCCGACGUGACGGCCGAGGACGACCUCAAAAAGCAGUUCGAGGCAGCUCAGGAGUUCGUUAAAAAGGAGAACUCAUGGUCUCACAAGGUGCCCACCGAGCGGAAGCUCAACCUUUACAAGUUCUACAAGCAGUUCACCGAGGGCGACUGCACGGGCGACAGGCCCGGGAUGUUCUCCUUCGAGGCGCGCAAGAAGUGGGACGCGUGGGACCAGGUCAGGGGGAAAAGCAAGGAGGAGUGCAUGCAGGGGUACAUCGACGAGCUCGAGUCGCAGAAGAAGGAAUUCGGCGAGUGAGGCGGCGGGGCGCCUCCGGGCACCCCGACUCGCCGAUCCCUCGGAGAGGGCGGGUGCAGCUGCUUUCUUAGAAGCCCCCCGCCUUCAUUCUCUGAAGGCCGUCCACCCCCCCUCCGCCGCCUCCCCCCGCCCACUCGGCGGGCAUUCGAAAAGGGCAAGAACCACAUUCUCUUUUAGUGUGCGAGGCCAGGUGCGAGGGCACGUGGAUAGUCGGCGUUCUCCUGCUGGAGGACAUGCCCGAGCAGUAAUGGCUCAGUGCUUCCGCUCAUAGACGCUCUGGUUGAC
Molecule: messenger RNA, 858 nt
Organism: Prorocentrum cordatum
Lineage: Eukaryota; Dinophyceae; Prorocentrales; Prorocentraceae
Source: the annotation of a GenBank genome assembly